This is a messenger RNA of Cavenderia fasciculata, 1845 nucleotides long. Its product is annotated as putative protein serine/threonine kinase. The transcript has 2 exons. The coding region runs from base 1 to 1845 and encodes 614 amino acids. Gene Ontology annotation, biological process: protein phosphorylation. Lineage: Eukaryota; Evosea; Eumycetozoa; Acytosteliales; Cavenderiaceae. The record is from RefSeq and is a predicted model, not a curated record. Gene Ontology annotation, molecular function: protein serine/threonine kinase activity; ATP binding.
AUGUCGUCGUCGUCACAAGAUGGAGGAGGAGGGUCUGGAUCCACUAUCACCAUCCCUGCCAAUCCAGCCACCAACUCAUCAUCAUCAUCACUUAUGAGUAUGAUGAUGUCUGGCGCAGCAAGGGAUAAACAAAACAAUACAUCACCAUCCAAAGCGGAUAGUGGUGCCAGUCCAUUCAUUUCAAUCGGUGCCUGGUCCACUCCAUUUAACAACAACAACAACAACACCAUGACAUCAUCAGCUGAUGAUGGUUCUGCCUCACCAAUUAAAAGAUCGUCUCCUAUUACCGUUAGAAAAGAGACUGCUCCCAUGUUGACUCCUAAACGCAACGCUAAUGCUGGCUCUACCCUUGCUCCACCACCACCCAAAUCGGGAGGAAAAGGAAAACCAAAAGGAAAAGCCGGUCAUUGGAAAAUGGAUCAACCAGCCAAACUCAACCAAGCCCAAAUGCAAAAGGGGUUUAGUAUCGAGACUAACCUCAAUCAUACCUUUGAUGAAGUGUCUGAACCCAUUCUAACACACCACUGUUCCUCACCACUCAAGAGUCCCCUUCAUCACGAAGAGGAGAUUAGUGACUUUUACGAGACUAUUAGUUCAGCUGAAGAGUUGUCUGAUGGUAUCUCUAGUGGUGACGAGUCAACUAGUAUCCCCAAAGUACCCAGUAAUGAAGAUUUGGUUGCUCUCAGUUCCUCACAUCCCUCAGUUCAAGUCAUCAAUCUUUCCACCACCAUCAAUCUCAACUCUUUUACCGUCACCCAUCUAGUUGGAAAAGGUGGCUUUGGUAAAGUACACCAAGUCAUUAAAAAUGAUUCCAAAAAAGUUUAUGCUUUAAAAACUCUUAAAAAGAAUCAUAUUAUUAAAAAGAAUAGUGUACAAAAUACAAUUUCUGAAAAAGAUAUAUUAAAAAGAAUUAAACAUCCAUUUAUUGUUAAACUUCAUUAUGCAUUCCAAGAUGCACAGAAACUUUAUUUGGUAAUGGAUUUUGUAAAUGGUGGACAAUUAUUCUAUCACUUGAAAAAGGAGUUGAUGUUUAAGGAGAGUCAGGCCAGAUUCUAUUUGGCCGAAUUGAUUCUUGGAUUGGAGCAUCUUCACGAGUUGGGUAUCUGUCACCGUGACCUCAAGCCCGAGAAUAUCCUGCUCGAUUCCGAGGGACACAUUGUCUUGACCGAUUUUGGUUUGGCCAAGGAAGAGAUUGGUGAAGAUGAACUGACACCUUGCAAGUCGUUUUGUGGAACGUUGGAAUACAUGGCACCUGAAAUAAUCACUCGCAACGGCUAUGGAAAAGCAGUUGAUAUUUGGAGUGUUGGUAUUCUAAUGUACGACAUGUUGGUCGGUCAUCCACCCUUUACCAACAAGAACAAUGCCACCCUUCAAGACAUGAUCCUCAAGGAGAAACCAAAGAUUCCAAAAUUUGUUUCUCCACACGGUCAAAACUUGAUUGCCAAUCUCUUGCAAAAGGAUCCUAAAAAGAGACUGACCAUUCAGAAGAUCAAGAAGCACGGAUUCUUCAAGGGACUCGAAUGGCACAAGCUUGAGAGACGUGAGAUUGCUCCACCAUUUAUCCCAACCGUCGCCGACGCCCACGAUAUCACCAACUUUGACAUCACCGAUCUUCAAAGCAGAGUAUCACUCUCUACCUCGCCCGUAUUAUCAUCUUCCCAACAAGCUUAUUUUGAUGGAUUCAGUUUUGUUCGUAGUCCAAACUUUGGUUCAUUGUCCAUCGCAAAAUGUCACAAAAUUAAUAAUAAUAAUACCAACAAUGUACCUACUGUUAUUGAUAAUACCAUGACAACACCAACUCUACCAACAUCAUCUCCAUCAACAAUAAUUCCAAUUGUUCUCUAA